Molecule: messenger RNA, 987 nt
Organism: Nannochloropsis gaditana CCMP526
Exons: 4
Coding region: 16-987 (323 amino acids)
Molecular function (GO): protein binding
Source: RefSeq, a predicted model, not a curated record
ACAGAGCCAACCAAGAUGGGGCGAAUAAGAGGACACGUCUCUUUCCUGCUUCCUCUGCUUCUUCUUCUGCCAGUGGCUCGUGCAUUUUUGGGAAGGGGGCUCACGCCGGCACGCGCAUCGAUUCCCCUGGGAGGUGGUUGCAAUGCGCGCCAGGCUUCUGCGGUGUCGCCUGCCUACGCCAUGUCUGCCAACGUCAUGGAGAGGCCGCGGUCCCCAGAAACGGACAGUAAAGAGAACAAAAAGGUCUUCGAGCGACUUUUUGUGGAACUAAGCAAGUCACCGUCGGAGGCUCUCGACGAGGCCCUCGCCCUGGCAGCUCGGGGCCGAAGUUGGAGCCGGGCCAUGAAAUUGUUGCGUUUGCCCACGGCGCGCCCCACCAGCGAGCAAUACCACAUGGCCAUCGUCGCCUGCAAGCGGGCCCAGCACAAAUGGCGACAAGCCCUGGAGCUUCUGGACGAAGCCAUCGCCCUCGGACUUCGCCCCAACGUGACGACAUUUCAAGAGGUGAUGACGAUCUGCAUCCACGCCCAACGUCCCAAAGAAACGGUCGCGAUCUUGGACCGGAUGGGCAAGGCAGGCGUGCCCGUGGGCUUGUCCUCCUACAAUCUGGCCGUGGAAGCCCUCGCCCACCAAGGGGAAUGGAAGAAAGCUUUGAAAAUCAUCACCUACAUGGAACGGCAAGCCGUCUGGCCGGAUACCCGGACGUACACGAGUGCCUUGGACGCCUGUGCCCGGGCUGGGGAGUGGCAACGCGCCCUCCUCCUCUUGGAGGAGAUGGUGACGGUCAAGGGUGUACCCCCUGCGAUCGGGUCGUACAACGCCGUGCUCUCGGCCUGCGUCAAGGGGGGGCAAUCCGCCCGCGCCACCACCUUCUUCCAGGACAUGGUCAAGAAAGAGGUGGGGGUGGACGCCCGGUCCUUUGCGGUGGCGAUUGCUGCCUGCGAAGAUGGGAACUUGGUGGACCAGGCACUGGCCUUGGUGUAUUAA